CUCAUCUCCUCCUUUUGCACCCUGUCCACAGACAACCUUCACAAACUUCCCGACUCCAUCCCCACUGUGCCACGACUUGUGCCUUGCGUAAUAACAAAUGACUCCCAGAGUGGAGGUAAGAGCACGCCUCCUGGGGCCUUUGUCUGUCCGGAUGGCUACGUCUGCAAGGGCUACUGGGAAGGACCUAACUUUGGGAUAACCUCCUUUGACAACAUUGGCUACUCCAUGCUCACCGUCUUUCAAUGCAUCACCAUGGAAGGCUGGACUGAUAUUAUGUCUUCUAAAGUGUUCAAUGAGAGAAAUUUCGAAUUUGAAGGCGUAGGCGGUGAAGAGAAGCUGGUGGACAUGGCACUUCGACUGCAUGUCACUGUCUUUACGAAAGCGGUUUUCAACAACACGAACGCGAGUCCUGUUUCUGGUCUGCUUUUCGAAAUAAUCUACAUUUCAACAAAGUUAAAUGCUUAA
Molecule: messenger RNA, 465 nt
Organism: Rodentolepis nana
Lineage: Eukaryota; Metazoa; Platyhelminthes; Cestoda; Cyclophyllidea; Hymenolepididae
Source: the annotation of a GenBank genome assembly